AUGAAGAUAAAUAAACGUUUGACAGCUAGCAUCCUUCUUGCAGUUUCUGUUCGAGCUGAAUUCGACCCAUUGCGCUUCGUUGAUCCAUUGAUCGGUACCAACAAUGGUGGAAACGUAUUCGCCGGAGCUACGUUGCCUUACGGCAUGGCUAAGCCGGUUGCCGACGUCAAUGGACAAAAUACCGGUGGCUUCGCUACCGAUGGCAGUGGUGUAACUGGUUUCUCAGCUAUGCAUGAUUCAGGUACCGGAGGUAAUCCAUCUUUGGGAAACUUCCCUAUCAUGCCCCAAAUCUGUCCAGACGAUGUGAUUGACAAUUGCAACUUUCUUGUUGGUUCGCGUGCUGUCAACUACGAUAAUGCAAGUGUCAAGGCUACUCCAGGCUAUUUUGGUCUGAAAUUGGUAAAUGGUAUUGCUGCAGAAAUGACGGCCACUCGACACGCCGCACUGUAUAAAUUUAACUUUGAAAGUGCUCUUGCAAACAGCUCAGGAACAAAACCCUUGAUUCUACUAGAUUUGACCGAUCUAUGGCAAAGUAGGCAGAAUGCUACAGUCAGCGUGGAUGAAUCGAGUGGCCGUAUUCGUGCGAAUGGGACUUUCCUGCCGAGCUUCGGCGCAGGCUCCUACAGAUCGUUUGUAUGUGUUGACUUUGCAGGUGGUAGUGUCAACGAUACAGGAAUAUGGGUCAAUAACCGUGCAGGUACAGUCGCGCAAGAUCUAUAUGUCACUCGUGGUUUCAACAACUUCUAUCUCGAAGCAGGUGGUUUCGUUAUGUUUGAUAGUUUAUCUAGCCAUACGUUAUAUGCUCGUGUCGGAGUCAGUCUGGUCAGCACCGAGAAAGCAUGUCAGAAUGCUGAAAAGGAGAUUCCUGAGCCUACCUCAGAUUUUGCCAACAUUCAGUCUGCUGCCGAGAAAGUGUGGAGAGAAAAGCUGAGUCCUGUGUCUGUAAAUGCGACGGGCGUCAGCGAGGAUUUCCAGAAAAUAUUCUGGAGUGGUAUCUACCGGACGAUGCUGUCUCCGCAGAAUUAUACCGGUGAGAAUCCACUAUGGAACAGUGACGAGCCUUACUUCGACUCUUACUACUGUAUUUGGGACGCGUUUCGUGUGCAAUAUCCGUUAUUGACAAUAGUCGAUCCUAAUGCUCAAUCGCAAAUGGUUCGUAGCUUAGUGGACAUAUAUAAACAUGAAGGAUGGCUACCCGACUGCCGCAUGAGUCUUUGCAAAGGGUGGACCCAAGGCGGUUCUAAUGCUGACGUGGUCCUGGCUGAUGCAUAUGUGAAGAAUCUCACCGGGAUAGACUGGAACCUUGCCUAUGACGCUUUGGUUAACGAUGCCGAAAACGAGCCGUUAGAGUGGUCCAUUCAGGGACGUGGUGGUUUGCAAAGCUGGAAGAAUCUCCAAUAUAUUCCUUAUCUGGAUUUUGACUACCUGGGAUUCGGAACGAAUUCUCGUUCAAUUUCGCGCACCGUUGAAUAUGCUUAUAAUGAUUACUGCGUGAGCGUGGUAGGGAAAGGAUUGGGAAAGACCAACCUUACAAAAUAUUUGACACGAUCAAUGAACUGGAAAAACAUUUUCAAAGCAGAUCAAACUUCAUUCAUCAAUGGAACUGACACCGGCUUUGUUGGGUUUUUCCAGCCCAGGUAUCUCAAUGGUACAUGGGGUUUUCAGGAUCCUAUCGCUUGCAGUCCGUUAACGGACUUUUGCUCGCUGACUAGUAAUCCGUCCGAGACAUUCGAGUCUAGUGUUUGGGAAUACCAAUUUUAUGUCCCACACGACAUGAGCUCCCUGAUAACCACCCUCGGUGGCCCAGACGAAUUCAUCUCGAGACUUGAUUAUUACUACGAGUCGGGAAUAGCAGAUAUCAGUAACGAGCCCGUCUUCCUCUCCGACUAUUCCUAUCACUAUGCAGGUCGUCCAGGUCUAUCCACCAAACGCGCACAUAGCUACAUCCCGUCAUCCUUCAACACAAGUGAAUCCGGUCUUCCAGGUAACGAUGACUCUGGAGCAAUGGCAUCAUUCUCAAUCUUCUCGCAAUUAGGUCUGUUUCCAGUGGCCGGCCAGAAUGUCUAUCUCAUUUCAAGCCCUUUUUUUGAGUCGGUGAAUAUCACUCACCCAGAGACUAAAAAAACGGCAACGAUUCGAGUAAAGAACUUUGAUCCUACUUAUACUGAUAUGUACAUUAUGAAUGCGACGCUUGAUGGGCAGACGUAUACAAAAAAUUGGAUUGGUCAUGAGUUCUUUUUGAAGGGUCAGACGUUGGAGUUGACAGUAGGGUCUGAUGAGACUGCUAGUUUUUGGGGUAAAGGUGUAGAUGAUUUGCCGCCUAGUUUGUCAUUAAGUGCUCAGCUUUUGUUUUGAUGGGGGUUAUCACAGUCGAUAGUACAUAUGUAGAUAGUGAUAUCAAUAGAUAAUGGAGGCAUUGAAGCUUCCACCUGGGCAAA
Molecule: messenger RNA, 2438 nt
Organism: Talaromyces stipitatus ATCC 10500
Lineage: Eukaryota; Fungi; Ascomycota; Eurotiomycetes; Eurotiales; Trichocomaceae
Product: alpha-1,2-mannosidase, putative
Exons: 3
Coding region: 1-2355 (784 amino acids)
Biological process (GO): carbohydrate metabolic process; protein deglycosylation; protein quality control for misfolded or incompletely synthesized proteins
Cellular component (GO): cytosol; nucleus
Molecular function (GO): peptide-N4-(N-acetyl-beta-glucosaminyl)asparagine amidase activity; carbohydrate binding
Source: RefSeq, a predicted model, not a curated record